Cajanus cajan (pigeon pea) is the source of this 1276-nucleotide messenger RNA. It is a transcript of the gene MOS4, whose product is annotated as modifier of snc1,4. The record is from RefSeq and is a predicted model, not a curated record. Gene Ontology annotation, biological process: mRNA processing. NCBI's taxonomy places the organism in Eukaryota, Viridiplantae, Streptophyta, Magnoliopsida, Fabales, Fabaceae. Gene Ontology annotation, cellular component: catalytic step 2 spliceosome; Prp19 complex; precatalytic spliceosome.
GAGUGGUAAUUAUUUGAUUUUUGGGUUUGGGCUUGAAAGACACGGUCCAUAAAAGAGCCCAUGACAUGAAUAGUGAGUGCAUUUGCAGAGCGCGCAGAAAGGCUUGUCUCUGGAGGCUGUGGUAGCAGCAAGCAACCAUGGCGGAUCGAAGCAACGGGGAAGUUCUAAUGCUGGAAGCUCCACCGUCUUACGGUAAGCCAGCCAGUUCGGACGCCGAAAUCAUCGAUGCACUGCCCUACAUUGAUGACGACUACGCAGACCCCAGAGUCAAACUCGAAGUUGACCGUCUCGUCGAGGAAGAGAUGCGCCGCAGCUCUAAGAAGCCCACCGAUUUCCUCAAAGACUUCCCUCCUCUUCCCAACUCCAGUUUCCAGAACUACCCAAUGAUUGCCAGAGAAUACGAACGUGUAAGAGCCGGGAGGCCUCCCGUUGCUCUUGACAGGUCGCGCUACGAAUUGGAAAUGCCGCCGGCGAAUAAAAGGAACGAUGAAACUGCUUGGAAGCAAGCCCUGAAUAGAGCUCAACGCCUACUGCAAUAUCAGAUGAUGAGAAUGGAAAAUUUGGAUUUGAUGCUAAAAUAUGGUCCUGAUACGUGGAAACUACACAACCAACGAUUGGAAGUAUACUUAUCAAGAAUGCAGAAAUUAGCUCAGGAACAAAAUGAGAAGAUUGAAAAAGUAAAUCGCGAAAGGAAAUAUCAUCAGCAAAACACUGCCUAUGAGCUUAAUGCGUUGUCUAUGCAAUGGAAGGAGCUCUGUCAGAAGAAUAUAGACAUCAGUGCUGCCUGUGCUUCAGUUGAAAAUCGCAUAAAUGAACUGAAAAGAGAAGCAGCAGAGAGAGGCUGGAACUUGGAAUCUGUAACAGAAAAUGGCCAAUUGCUGAAUUCCGAAUUAUGAGAUUCGUAUGCCCUCAUCUAGUUUUGUAUCCGUAGUGAAUUUUGUUCAGCUCAAAACUUGACUUUAAUUGCUAUUGUGCUUGUCAAUGUUUAGCUCAAUAUCAUGAAAAUGUUACACAUCUGAAAGCCUGUUAUUUGGUUUGCCCUAAGAAUCCACUUUUACACAUUGUUGUAGAUGAUUCUCGAAAGCGAUAUUGUUUUUUUCACAUGAUUUUUGAAAAAGGUGAGAAAGAAGUGGGCUCAGGCUAGGGUGAACCAUGCAUUAAGGAAGUAGUGCAUGGUGAAUCACCUGUUGUAGUAGGUCAAGUAGUAGGUCAUUUUAUCAUGUUAAACGUACUUCACAUAUUUGUUAUUUGGUCUCUGGUUGUUAAAAUUUUCAAA